Polypterus senegalus (gray bichir) is the source of this 1080-nucleotide messenger RNA. RefSeq lists its product as uncharacterized. NCBI's taxonomy places the organism in Eukaryota, Metazoa, Chordata, Cladistia, Polypteriformes, Polypteridae. The coding region runs from base 376 to 1080 and encodes 234 amino acids. The record is from RefSeq and is a predicted model, not a curated record. The transcript has 7 exons.
CAUCAUAUGCCUAAUUGUGUACCAUAUAGCGAGAUGUUCUCAUUUGUGACAAUCCCGUUUUGGGAAUCCGAUGUAACGGGAUAGCAAGCAGUUAUGUAAGCAGAAGAAUAUCAAAUAAGACUUUUUUUGUAGUUAGUUUGGUUACGUAAGCGAGCAGUUCGGCCGUCAGUAGCUCGUGCAGUUCGGAUGGAGGCGGCUUCCGCAGCUUAGCAGCUCUGCGUUUCUCUAGAUAAUGAAGACUGACGGGUCAAGGGAAGCUCGCGCAUAAGCGACGAAUUCAAAAUGUGCUUCAAUGAGGGCUUUUAACCGAUCGCCAUUUUCUUUGUAUGGAUCGAAGGAUACCAGCAUUAAAAGCAAACACCAAAGAUCUCUGUGAUGAAAACGAUGACGAUCAGUCCCAUCGAAGGCAUGAAAGAAGAAUACAUUGAGCCAGAAUUUCCCUUGCUUUCUCCUGAAGAAGAAAUUCACAUUCUACAUGCAAGAGUGCAGCAGCUGGAGAAAGAAAAAGCAGACCUGGAAAAGGAGAACAGGCACUUGAAAGAUAUGUUGGUCAGUGAAAUUCCUUCCCUUUUGUCAACAAUGAGGCAAGCCAUUUCUGGUGAGGAAAAAGUGAAUCCUACUUUGGAUGUGUUCAGUAAUGAUGAAGACGACUCCUUCAGCAGCGCAUACACUAUACCGUCACUUCAAGCACAAUCACCGGUACAGGCAUCGGAAGAGGCAAAUCUCUAUACUCCCGCUCAUGCAACUAAUUAUGGUCUGGAAAGAGCACUCAAUUGGCUUCGUAUUGACAUCAAGUCCUUGAUGCUUGCCUGCAGAGUAGUCAAUGGAUCAGCACCUAUUGUCACGCAUCUUCCAGGCCUGUCUGAGCAUGUAGGUGGUCUUAUCAGUCUACCAAACUUUGACUUUUUGACAGCAUCUCCUGUGUCUACUUUUGGUGUGGGUGAUGAAGCAAGUGACUCCUCUGGAGUGUCAUUUUCAGCUGUUGCUCUUUUGCCUGAAGACUGGAUGAUAGACAGUUAUCUCUUCCUCCUAGGUGGACUGAAAGCUGGGAGCUCUGUCAUUUUGGCAGGUCUGUUUUGA